Molecule: messenger RNA, 1113 nt
Organism: Theileria annulata
Lineage: Eukaryota; Apicomplexa; Aconoidasida; Piroplasmida; Theileriidae
Exons: 3
Coding region: 1-1113 (370 amino acids)
Biological process (GO): mRNA splicing, via spliceosome
Cellular component (GO): post-mRNA release spliceosomal complex
Molecular function (GO): RNA lariat debranching enzyme activator activity; RNA binding
Source: RefSeq, a predicted model, not a curated record
AUGACUGAAGAGAGAAGUUCUGAGAAGGAUUCUCACAAAAAUGGUAUUUUGAAUUAUAAUAAAUUACUCUCAGGAUUCGUUGUUAAAAUUACAAAUAUACCUGGCCAAAUCGAUGAAAAUUCACUCAAAAGUGUUAUGAGCCAUUUUGGAAAUGUCGAAAUGUGUAAACUAGUCUUCGGAGAGAAAAUUAGUGAUCCUGCAACAGCAUGGAUACAAUAUAAAAGUGAAUCUGAAUUAAACAAUGCCUUAAAGGCAGACGGUAAACUAGAAUGUGGAGGAUGUAAGUUAAAGAUAACUAGAUGGGAUGGUGAAAUUCCAUCAGAAAAAAGAGAACAAAAGAGAAAACUGACAGAAUCCUCAACAUGUCAGGAUUCCUGCUGGUUUUGCUUGGCAAACGACGAAUGUGAAACCCAUAUGAUUUCAUAUGUUUCAAAACAUUGUUAUGUAGCUGUGGCAAAAGGAGCUUUAUCGGAUAUGCACAGUUUGGUUGUUCCAAUAUAUCAUUACGCUAACCUAGGAUCGGCUCCAUUGGAUGUGCAAAUGGACAUCAAAAAGGUUAUAGAAAGUCUAUUUGAUAUUGCAAUAUCGAAGGGAAAGGGAGCAAUAGCUUUUGAGAGAUAUGUACCAAUGACAAUGAAAGUAGCAAUGCAUACUCAAGUACAAGUUUUGGAAGUACCUUCACACAGAGCACUCCAAUGUUUCAAUUUCGUGGAUAGAUCACAAAUAUUUUCUGACGCUACAAGAGUAACUUUUGAGUCUGAAGAUAUUGGAUUUCAUGGAAUUACAUCCAGAGUAAACAACAAAACUCAAUACUUGUAUCUUCAAGCAGUUGGAAAGCCUGAAAAUUCAGAUGAAAUAUCAUUUGCAAAAUGCCUCUGGGUAUUCGAUAGACCAAACUUCCGUAAAAUACCAACUCACUUCGGAAGAGAAAUCGCAUUGUCAGUUUUAUCGCACAGAGAACUCGAAAAAAUCAAUAGCUUGAACAAAUAUGUUAGUGAAACUAACAUGAAACCAGGAAUCGCAGCCAUAGAUUGGCACAACUGUGUAGCCACAAAGGAAGAAGAAACGGAAUCUUCUAAAAGAAUGUCAAAAAUGAUACUAGGAGUUGAAUAA